This is a messenger RNA of Spirodela intermedia, 2739 nucleotides long. The record is from the annotation of a GenBank genome assembly. Lineage: Eukaryota; Viridiplantae; Streptophyta; Magnoliopsida; Alismatales; Araceae.
AUGGCCGAAGCGGUUCUGAGCUACGUCGUGAAACGGGUCGGCGACGUCCUCAUCGAUGAAGCAGUCUUCUUGCACGAAGUGAAAGACCAGGUGGAGUGGAUCAUGGACGAGCUCCGAGCGAUGGAGUGCUUCCUGAAAGACGCCGACGCGAGGAGCAAGGGGGACGAAAGGGUGAAGAACUGGGUGAGGGAUGUAAGGGAAAUCGCUUAUCGGGCGGAGGACCUCGUGGAGUCCUUCGUCCUGGAUGCCCAGCGGAGGCGACUACGGCUCAAGGGCUUCAUCCGGACCACUGUUUGCUGCCUUCCCCUCCGCUGCGACCUUAUCGUCCUCCAUCAAUUCGGUUUGGAGAUCGAGGCCAUAAAGGUUAAAAUUCGCGAAAUCAUUGACCGAAGAAACACCUACGGAAUCCAGAACCUGGGCGGAGAGGCGAGGCAAGUCGAUGAGAAAGUUCGGGAACGCAGGAGGGUCGUUCUCCAUGCUGCAAAUGCUGAUCUGGUCGGCAUGGAUAAGGAGAAGAACAGGAUCCUCGAGCAUCUGUUGGACGAGAGCAGGAAGAAGCGUUCGGUGAUAUCCAUUGUGGGGAUGGGCGGCCUCGGGAAGACUACUCUUGCUAAACGAGUCUUCAAUGAAGCAAGAGCCAAGUUCAGUCACUCGAUGUGGAUCGUCGUCUCCCAACAGUACUCAGCUAUGGAUCUCCUUCGAGACUUUCUUCGGCAGGUCACGGAGCUUGGAAACGAGGAACUCGACAAAAUGGAGAGGGCCAGGCGUGAGGAGAUGCUUUACCAGACUAUCCGGAUGAAGAAAUACUUGAUCGUUAUGGACGACCUGUGGGACAAGGAGGUUUGGAGAAUCCUCAGUCCGCAUCUCCCAGACGACGAGAACGGAAGCCGGGUGCUGAUCACCACCCGCUCCAUCGACGUUGCCAGAGCUGCGGACCCAUCUACCCAUCUCUACGAGCUGCGGUUUCUAACCCAGGAGGAGAGCUGGGAGCUCCUCUCCAAGAAGGCGUUCCCGAAUCUUGAUGAUAUCGAAACAGUCUGUUCAGAAUCGUUGAGGGAAGUCGGGAAACAGAUCGCCAGGAAAUGCGAGGGCCUGCCUCUGGCGCUGGUGGUGCUCGGUGGUCUUCUGUCGACGAAAGGUCCGUCACUCCGGGAGUGGAGGAGACUCGCGGAGACCAUCGUCUGGGAAAACAUCGAAGAUGGCCGUCUGUGCUUGGAUAUACUGGGGCUGAGCUACGCCGACUUGCCCCAUCACCUGAGGUGGUGUUUCCUUUAUUUCAGUUCCCUUCCAGAGGACUUCGAGAUUGAAGUGGACAAGCUGAUCCGAUUGUGGAUCGCUGAGGGCUUCGUCGAGCAAAGAGAGCGAGAAACACUCGAGGAAACAGCAGAGUUUUACCUGGAGGAGCUUGCCCGGCGGUGCAUGGUGAUAGUUCUGAAACCUGAAUACGACAACCACAUCUUCAGACAUAAGGCAAAAUGUUCACAAAACUGCCGGAUCCAUGAUCUGCUGCACGAUUUUACAGUUGCAGAGGCAAAGGAGGCGGGUUUCCUCGUUUGCCACCGGUUCCCAGACAACCGAGACGCCUCCAGAUUGGAUUCCUCUGUGCGGCGCCUUUCUCUUCACGGGGGGGGGGAAGGAACGGUGGACUACGUCUCCCAAUUAAACUCCACACGAAGAGUGCGGACUUUAUUGUGGUUCAAUGCCCACUGGAGGCAGGUUAUAAGCUUUCCCUUUCCAGAGCUGAAACUCCUCAGAGUCAUCGAUCUAGAGGGGGCACGACUCGCCGUACUGCCAGAACAAGUUGGAAACCUGAUCCAUCUUCGAUUCUUGGGCUUGAGAUGGACAAGGAUAAGGAGUCUUCCAUCUUCAGUGGGGAAACUUCGUCAUUUACAGUGCUUGGACUUGUUGUUCACGCCGAUCGAGACGAUACCGAGAGCUGUGUGGAAGAUCGAAGCCUUACGUCACGUCCACGUUCCCCCAGAAGUGGAGCCGGAGAUAAUCGACGCAGGCUUAAGAAACUUGCAGGUGCUCAAGGUCGUCCGGGUCGGGAGCUGGAUAGAUAGCUGCCUAAGGUCCCUGACCAGUCUCCGGGAGCUGCAACUAACUGGCAUCGAAGGCUGUCAUCAUCGCGCGCUGUCGUCUUCGCUACCGAAGUUGAUCCGCCUCAAGAAGUUGAGCUUGGCUGGCUGGUCAAUCCCAGCCUGUCUAUGGACACCGUCCAGCUUUUUUUCCCUUGAAGUCUUAUGGCUGGAAGGGACAGUGGCAAGGCCACAGCAAUCAAGUUCUGCCGGCGACCAGUGGCCCCCCAAUCUCAUGGAAAUCUCACUAAUUGGCACUAGGCUGGGUCAAAACUUGAUAGGGGCCCUCGAGAACCUCCCUGAGCUCACAUAUCUGUUGCUUGGUUCUCAGUCCUACAGAGGAAACGAGAUAAUCUGCUCCCCUGGCGGGUUCUCGAAGCUGCAGUGCCUCGUACUGUAUUCAUUGGAGGAGUUAGAGAGGUGGGUGGCUGAGGCUGGUGCCACGCCCCGCCUGAGGAGCAUGAAGAUCUACAGCUGCAUGAAGUUGGCCAUGCCAGAAGGGUUGCAAUACAUGACUGCUUUGAAGGACCUCACUCUGUGGGAUAUGCCCCUUGAAUUCUGUUCUAGAGCUCGGAAAGAGGGAGAGGACUGGCACAAAAUCCGGCACAUACCUUCCAUCACUAUUUCAGUAUUUGGAGAAUCGUCCUCGCGGAAUUUCUGA